This is a messenger RNA of Choloepus didactylus (southern two-toed sloth), 1704 nucleotides long. Its product is annotated as guanine nucleotide exchange C9orf72 homolog. Gene Ontology annotation, cellular component: autophagosome; endosome. Gene Ontology annotation, biological process: endocytosis; autophagy. The record is from RefSeq and is a predicted model, not a curated record. Gene Ontology annotation, molecular function: guanyl-nucleotide exchange factor activity. NCBI's taxonomy places the organism in Eukaryota, Metazoa, Chordata, Mammalia, Pilosa, Megalonychidae.
UACGCCCGCGAGUGUUGAAGAUCUGGCGUGGCGAGUAGGCGAGUGAGGAUCCCGCCCGCAAGCUGCUGUUUGGGGUAUCUCUGGAGCAUUUGGAUAAUGAAACAGUUGGUAUGCAGUGAUGUCGACACUCUGUCCACCACCAUCUCCAGCAGUUGCCAAGACAGAGAUUGCUUUAAGUGGUGAAUCGCCUUUAUUAGCCGCUACCUUUGCUUACUGGGACAACAUUCUUGGUCCUAGAGUGAGGCACAUUUGGGCUCCAAAAACAGAACAGGUCCUACUCAGCGAUGGAGAAAUAACUUUUCUUGCUAACCACACCUUAAAUGGGGAAAUCCUUCGAAAUGCAGAGAGCGGGGCUAUAGAUGUAAAGUUUUUUGUCUUGUCAGAAAAAGGAGUAAUUAUUGUUUCACUAAUCUUCGAUGGAAACUGGAAUGGUGAUAGGAGUACAUAUGGACUAUCAAUUAUACUUCCACAGACAGAACUUAGCUUCUACCUCCCACUUCACAGAGUGUGUGUUGACAGAUUAACACACAUUAUCCGGAAAGGAAGGAUAUGGAUGCAUAAGGAAAGGCAAGAAAAUGUCCAGAAGAUUGUUUUAGAAGGCACAGAGAGAAUGGAAGAUCAGGGUCAGAGCAUUAUUCCAAUGCUUACUGGUGAAGUAAUUCCUGUAAUGGAACUGCUUUCAUCUAUGAAAUCACACAGUGUUCCUGAAGAAAUAGAUAUAACUGAUACAGUACUCAAUGAUGAUGAUAUUGGUGACAGUUGUCAUGAAGGCUUCCUUCUCAAUGCCAUUAGCUCACACCUGCAAACCUGUGGCUGUUCUGUAGUAGUAGGUAGCAGUGCAGAGAAAGUAAAUAAGAUAGUGAAAACGUUAUGCCUUUUUCUGACUCCAGCAGAGAGAAAAUGCUCCAGAUUAUGUGAAGCUGAAUCUUCAUUUAAAUAUGAGUCAGGACUCUUUGUACAAGGUCUACUAAAGAAUGUUUUUCAAGAUGUCUUGCACAGAGACACUCUAGUAAAAGCCUUUCUGGAUCAGGUCUUUCAUUUGAAACCAGGUUUAUCUCUCAGGAGUACUUUUCUUGCACAGUUUCUACUUGUCCUUCACAGAAAAGCCUUGACACUAAUAAAAUAUAUAGAAGAUGAUACGCAGAAGGGUAAAAAGCCCUUUAAAUCUCUUCGGAACCUGAAAACAGACCUUGAUUUAGCAGCAGAGGGUGAUCUUAACAUAAUAAUGGCUCUAGCUGAAAAAAUUAAACCAGGCCUACACUCAUUUAUCUUUGGAAGGCCUUUCUACACUAGUGUACAAGAAAGAGAUGUUCUAAUGACCUUUUAAAUGUGUAACUUAUGUGUAGUUCAUCACAAUCAUAAUUGCUACCAAAGCAGUUCAGUGGUGUGAGAAACAUUCUCUCUGGUCAUGCCUCAGAGUCCUACUCAGCAAUUGUAGUUAAGAUUAAUUUCACUACAGUUGUCACAAGACUGUAAGGGAAUGUCAGGGGCAUCAUUAAAAUGAUUGCCUCUUUUCCUAGAUGUACUCUCUCGGGAUACAGACAUGUUUACAAUUAUAAUAAAUGUUACUGCUAUAUUUUAAAGAUAGAAUGACAAUAGGAUAUAAACUUGACCACAACUACUGUUUUUUUGAAACUUAUGAUUCAUGGUUUACAUAUGAAAGUGACAUCUUGAGUUAGGUUUCACAGAUAUAAUACUAGCUGA